GGAGGUGUUCGACAGUGUACUCUCCCAUCCUCUCCACCUCAAUCCCUCUCGCCGCCAUGGCCGCCGCCGCCAUUGUUGUCUUGCUCGUCUGCUCGCUGCCGUCUCUGCUCGUCUGCUCGCUGCCGUCUCUGCUCGUCGGCGCCGCUGCUGCGGGCGGCGGGGAGAAGCAGUCGUACGUCGUGUAUCUUGGAGAGCACGCCCAUGGCGAGCGGCUGGGCGCCGCCGCCGCCGCUGACGUCGACGUCGAGGCGCUCGCGCGGCAGGCGGAGGAUUCGCACUGCGAGCUCCUCGCCGGCGUCCUCGGAGACAAGGAGAAGGCGCGGGAGGCCAUCUUCUACUCGUACACGCGCCACAUCAACGGCUUCGCGGCCAACCUCGACGCCGCCGCCGCCGCCAAGAUCGCCGAGAAGCCGGGCGUCGUGUCGGUGUUCCCGAACAGAGGCCACAAGCUGCACACGACGCGUUCGUGGCAAUUCCUCGGCCUCGCCGGCGUCGGCGGCGCCCCCACCGGCGCCGCCUGGAAGAAGGCCAGGUUCGGCGAGGACACCAUCAUCGGCAACCUCGACACCGGUGUGUGGCCAGAAUCAGAGAGCUUCAGGGAUGAUGGAUUGGGGCCUAUUCCAUCGUGGUGGAGAGGAGAAUGCCAGAAAGGCCAAGAUGAUGCAUUCUCUUGCAACAGGAAGCUGAUCGGUGCGCGCUUCUUCAACAAGGGGUACGCGUCGGCGGUGGGCAACCUCAACACCUCCCUCUUCGACACGCCGCGCGACACCGACGGCCACGGCACGCACACGCUCUCCACGGCGGGCGGCGCGCCGGUGGCCGGCGCCAGCGUCUUCGGCUACGGCAACGGCACGGCGAGCGGCGGCUCGCCGAUGGCGCGCGUGGCUGCGUACCGCGUCUGCUACACCCCCGUCAACGGCAGCGAGUGCUUCGACGCCGACAUCCUCGCCGCGUUCGACGCCGCCAUCCACGACGGCGUCCACGUCCUCUCCGUCUCCCUCGGCGGCGACGCGGGCGACUACUUCGCCGACGGCCUCGCCAUCGGCUCCUUCCACGCCGUCCGCCACGGCAUCGCCGUUGUCUGCUCCGCCGGCAACUCGGGCCCCGCCCCCGGCACCGUCUCCAACGUCGCGCCGUGGCUCUUCACCGCCGCCGCGAGCACCAUGGACCGCGAGUUCCCUGCCUACGUCGUCUUCAACGACACCAAGCUCAAGGGCCAGAGCCUCUCCGCCUCCGCCCUCUCGCCGGCGUCGAGCUCCUUCCCCAUGAUCGACUCCUCCCUAGCUGCCUCUCCCAACCGGACUCAAAACGAAUCGCAGCUUUGUUUCCUGGGAUCGCUUGAUCCGGAGAAGGUGAAGGGGAAGAUCGUGGUGUGCUUGAGAGGAGUGAACCCGAGGGUGGAGAAGGGCGAGGCGGUGCUGGAAGCCGGCGGCGCCGGGAUGGUGCUCGCCAACGACGUCACCACCGGCAACGAGAUCAUCGCUGACGCCCAUGUCCUCCCCGCCACCCACAUCAAGUUCAGCGACGGCCAGAUCCUCUUCUCCUACCUCAAGAACACCAAGAGUCCGGCGGGGACGAUAACGAGGCCGGAGACGAGGCUGGGGACGAAGCCGGCGCCUUUCAUGGCGGCGUUCUCGUCGCAGGGGCCGAACACGGUGACGCCGGGGAUCCUGAAGCCGGACAUCACGGCGCCCGGGGUGAGCGUGGUGGCGGCGUGGACGCGAGCCAGCGCGCCGACGGACCUCGCCUUCGACAAGCGCCGCGUCGCCUUCAACUCCGAGUCCGGGACGUCCAUGUCGUGCCCGCACGUCGCCGGCGUCGUCGGCCUGCUCCGCACGCUGCGCCCCGACUGGAGCCCCGCGGCGAUCCGCUCCGCGCUCAUGACCACCGCCGUCGAGGUGGACAACGAGCGGCACGCCAUCCUCAACUCCUCCUUCGCCGCCGCCAACCCGUUCGGCUUCGGCGCCGGCCACGUCUCCCCGGCCCGCGCCAUGAACCCGGGCCUCGUCUACGACCUCGCCGCCGUCGACUACCUCAACUUCCUCUGCUCCCUCAGCUACAACGCCACCGUCAUGGCCAUGUUCGCCGGCGGCGGCGGCGCGGCGCCGUUCCGGUGCCCGGCCUCGCCGCCCAAGGUGCAGGACCUCAACUACCCGUCCAUCACCGUCGUCAACCUCACCUCGUCGGCCACCGUCCGGCGCACGGUGAAGAACGUCGGCAAGCCGGGGGUCUACAAGGCGUACGUGACCUCGCCGGCCGGCGUGCGCGUCACGGUGAGCCCGGACACGCUGCCGUUCUUGCUCAAGGGGGAGAAGAAGACGUUCCAGGUGAGGUUCGAGGUGACGAACGCGUCGCUCGCCAUGGAUUACUCCUUCGGCGCGCUCGUCUGGACCAACGGCAAGCAGUUCGUCAGGUCGCCUCUCGUGGUGAAGACGACGACGCCGACGAUGGCAUGAUCGUGAUUAAUAAUUAUUAAUUAUAUAUAGGGUAUUGGUUGAUUAAUUAUUAAUCGAUUUAAUUAGGUUUAGGAGGGGUGGUGGUGUGUAAAGAAGCAGACAUAAUUAAACGUUUGUUUGAAUUCUUUAGCUUCAGAAAAUCUAAAUGUUUCAUGUGCAUUUGCUCGGAAAGUCAUGGAAAAUUCUGAAAAAAGAAAAGAAAAUCAAUAAUAAUACACGUUACAGUACAA
Messenger RNA from Oryza sativa Japonica Group (Japanese rice), 2686 nucleotides. RefSeq names its product subtilisin-like protease SBT5.3. Gene Ontology annotation, molecular function: serine-type endopeptidase activity. The record is from RefSeq and is a predicted model, not a curated record. NCBI's taxonomy places the organism in Eukaryota, Viridiplantae, Streptophyta, Magnoliopsida, Poales, Poaceae. Gene Ontology annotation, biological process: proteolysis.